UGGUAGAAGAAAUAAUUAAAAGCGGGGAUGGAGGGUGGAAGAGCAAAAGAAGAGGAACAUGAUGGCGUUUCCGUACAUUCUCCUUGCAAAGCUCCGCCGUCCUCCGCCUCUUCGCUUCCUAAGGAGCAACAUGAGGUAGAAUUGGAGCUGAGGCUAUUGGAAGCACUUGAAAUCUAUCCUCCUGUCAAAUUACGAGGCGUGCAUCGUCACUUUGUUCUCUAUGGACUAAUGGAGUUCCUGCAGAAAAGCCUUGACCGUCAUUUUUCUCCGGAUGAGGUUUUACAGUUGCUAGAUCGUUUCUACAACUUGGAAGUGUUGAAACCAGAUGAUGAAGAGAUUGAUACCCUAAAUCAUGAGGAAGAUUUUUGCUUGCCACAAAGCUAUUUUGUCAAGGAAGAACCCUAAAUUCAUGUUGGGGGAUUUGGGGGAGGGGGUUCCAUAUAUUUGCACUAGACUUGGUUUCUACUUCUGAUCUGAUGAUUUCUUACUGUGGUAAUAUUCCUUGAUCAUAUUGCACGGUAUUACCGUAAAAAUUAGGUUGCAAUUUUGAUGGAAAGUAAUUAGUUUGGCUCCACCAUCU
Molecule: messenger RNA, 580 nt
Organism: Hibiscus syriacus
Lineage: Eukaryota; Viridiplantae; Streptophyta; Magnoliopsida; Malvales; Malvaceae
Exons: 6
Coding region: 28-405 (125 amino acids)
Biological process (GO): regulation of transcription by RNA polymerase II
Cellular component (GO): nucleus; NuA4 histone acetyltransferase complex
Source: RefSeq, a predicted model, not a curated record